AUGAUUUCUAUACAAACUGAUGAAAACUUUGAUGAAUUAGAAGAAAAGGAAAUCCAAUGGCAUAUCUCCUUACCAGAAAAUAGCAAAAUGCUUAUGCACAAUUGUUCGCCAUACUCCAAUAAUCUUAUCUUAAUAUCAACAAAAUAA
Messenger RNA from Funneliformis caledonium, 147 nucleotides. The record is from the annotation of a GenBank genome assembly. Lineage: Eukaryota; Fungi; Glomeromycota; Glomeromycetes; Glomerales; Glomeraceae.